AGUUCUAUUUAAAUGACUCAUUUAGUUAUUUUGAUUGGACUAAAACAUACGUUUCUGCCAAUUAGUUUGAGAAACUAACAAUGGACCUCUGGGAGAAACUAUCAAUGGACCUACGGAAGUUAAUCGCCGCUCAAACCGACUUCUCCUUGCGGCUCACGAAGCAACUCAUCUCCACCCACGUCAAGGACAACAACUUUGUAUUCUCGCCCCUCUCAAUUCACGUCGUGCUGGCCAUGGUCGCGGUCGGGUCGGGUCGCCCUGCCCGUGAACAGCUCCUGCGCUACCUCAUGUUCGAUUCGAUCGAGGAACUCAAUUCCCUAUCGUCGCAGAUCUCCACCAGGCUGCUAGCCGACGGCGGGUCGCUCGGCGGCCCUCUCCUGUCCAUCGCCAACGGGGUUUGGGUCGAACGCAGCCUUGCCCUGAAGCCGGCUUUCAACCAAACCAUCGAGAAUGCUUAUGGGAGCGCAGUAGGUCAUGUGGAUUUUCGUAAUCAGUCUGAUGUGGUAAGAGAAGCAGUGAAUGCUUGGGCCGAGGAGAAAACAAAUGGUGUGAUAAAAAAUCUGCUCCCACCCAACUCAGUCACUAGUGCGACUAAGCUCAUCCUUGCAAAUGCACUCUACUUCAAAGGAGCCUGGGCUUCAAAAUUCAACCCGUCUCUAACCAAAGUCCACGACUUCUUCCUCUUGAACGGAAGUUCGGUUCGUGUCCCCUUCAUGACCAGCUCCAAGGACCAAUUCGCUCUCCCUUUUGACGAUUUUAAGGUUCUAAAGCUACCUUACGAAAAGGGCCAGGACACGCGGAAUUUCUCCAUGUACUUCUUUCUUCCCAAUGCCAGGGAUGGCUUGCGGGCGCUCGUCGAGAAAUUCGGCUCGAUUUCUGGGUUCAUAGAGCACCACAUGCCACAUGAAAGAGUGGAAAUGGGGGAUUUUCGUCUCCCCAAGUUUAAAAUAAGCUUCGAUUUUGAGGCUUCCAAGUUUUUUAAAAAGCAAGGAUUGGUUCUCCCUUUUCGCGGUGGUUUGACCGAGAUGGUUUACUCUUCCCCGAAUAAUCCUUCACUCGAAAUCUCGCUCUUUUUUCAUAAGGCAUACGUAGAGGUGGACGAACAGGGCACGGAGGCUGCAGCAGCUUCGGCUUGUGUCAACGUGGUUGGAUGUUCGAUGUACAGCAAGCCCGUGGACGUGUUUGACUUUGUAGCUGACCAUCCUUUCCUCUUUGUAAUAAGGGAGGAGACCAGUGGUGUUGUGCUCUUUGUUGGCCAAGUUGUGAAUCCUCUGCUGCCUUUUGAGAAACUAACAAUGGACCUCCGGCAGUCAAUCGCCGCUCAAACCGACUUCUCCUCGCGGCUCACGAAGCAACUCAUCUCCACCCACGUCAAGGACAACAACUUCGUAUUCUCGCCCCUCUCAAUUCACGUCGUGCUGGCCAUGGUCGCGGUCGGGUCGGGUCGCCCUGCCCGUGAACAGCUCCUGCGCUACCUCAUAUUCGAUUCGAUCGAGGAGCUCAAUUCCAUAUCGUCCCAGAUCUCCACCUGGCUGCUAGCCGGAGGCGGGCCGCUCGGCGGCCCUUUCCUGUCCAUCGCCAACGGGAUUUGGGUCGAACGCAGCCUUGCCCUGAAGCCGGCUUUCAAAGAAACCAUCGAGAAUGCUUAUGGGAGCGCAGUAGGUCAUGUGGAUUUUCGUAAUCAGUUUAAUGCGGCAAGAGAAGCAGUGAAUGCUUGGGCCGAGGAGAAAACAAAUGGUGUGAUAAAAAAUCUGCUCCCACCCGGCUCAGUCACUAGUAUGACUAUGCUCAUCCUUGCAAAUGCACUCUACUUCAAAGGAGUCUGGGCUUCAAAAUUCAACCCGUCUCUAACCCAAGUCCGCAACUUUUUCCUCUUGAACGGAAGUUCAGUCCGUGUCCCCUUCAUGAGCAGCUCGAAGGACCAAUUUGCGGUCGCCUUUGACGAUUUUAAGGUUUUGAAGCUACUGUAUCAAGAGGGUCCGGACACGCGGGAUUUCUCCAUGUACUUCUUUCUUCCCAAUGCCAGGGAUGGCUUGCGGGCGCUCGUUGAGAAAUUCGGCUCGAUUUCUGGGUUCAUAGAGCACCACACGCCACGUCAAAGAGUGCAAAUGGGGGAUUUUCGUCUCCCCAAGUUUAAAAUAAGCUUUGCUUUUGAGGCUUCGGAGUUUUUUAAAAAGCAAGGAUUGGUUCUCCCUUUUCUCGGUGGUUUGACCGAGAUGGUUUACCCUUCCCCGGAUAAUCCUUCACUCGAAAUCUCGUUCUUUUUUCAUAAGGCAUACGUAGAGGUGGACGAAAAGGGCACGGAGGCUGCAGCAGUUUCGGCAGGCGGGGGACGUGGUAGCUCUUCGAGGUACAGGCAUAGGCGUGUGGACGUGUUUGACUUUGUAGCUGACCAUCCUUUCCUCUUUGUAAUAAGGGAGGAGACCAGUGGUGGUGUGUUCUUUGUUGGGCAAGUUGUGAAUCCUCUGCUGUCUACAUCGCCAUAUUCUUUUCCUCUUUAUCAUUUUCUUCUACCCUUAUUUCUUUUUCCAUCCCAAGAGCUCGACGGUUGGAAUAUCACCGUGAACAAGGCUCAGUCACAAGGUGGCAACGGUGGUGGGAUUCGAGGUGGGUUGCGUCGUGAUGGCGGAGGCUGUGGGUAUGGUGAGGGAAACGGCGGUGGCCAGGGAGGCCGAAGUGAAGGCAGUGGCGGGAAUGGUGGAGGUGCUACGACGGCGGCCGUUAUGACAGCGACCGUUACGACACCAAAAAGAAAGAGGGUCGAGCUUCUAAACAGAUCGCUUUCUUCCAUAGAACAAUAUCGUGGCAACGUAGGCCUCACGCCAAAGGAUUACUUUCAGAGACUAACAAUGGACUUCCGGCAGUCAAUCGCCGUCCAAACCGACUUCUCCUCGUGGCUCACGAAGCAACUCAUCUCCACCCACGUCAAGGACAACAACUUCGUGUUCUCGCCCCUCUCAGUUCACGUCGUGCUGGCCAUGGUCGCGGUCGGGUCGGGCCUCCCUGCCCUCGAACAGCUCCUGCGCUUCCUCAUGUUCGAUUCGAUCCAGGAGCUCAAUUCCCUAUCGUCGCAGAUCUCCACCUGCCUCCUAGCCGACGGCGGGCCACUCGGCGGCCCUCUCCUUUCCUUCGCCAACGGGGUUUGGGUCGAACGCAGCCUUGUCCUGAAGCCCGAUUUCAAUGAAGUCGUCGAGAAUGCUUAUCGGAGCGCAGUAGGUCAUGCCGAUUUUCGGAAUCAGUCUAACGUGGUAAGAGAAGCAGUGAAUGCUUGGGCCGAGGAGAAAACAAAUGGUCUGAUAAAGAAUCUGCUCCCACCCAACUCAGUCACUAGGAUGACUAAGCUCGUCAUUGCAAAUGCACUCUACUUCAAAGGAGCCUGGGAUUCAAAAUUCGACCCGUCUCGAACCAAAGUCCACGACUUCUUCCUCUUGAAUGGGAGUUCGGUCCGUGUGCCCUUCAUGACCAGCUCCAAGGACCAAUUUGCGCUCGCCUUUGAUGAUUUUAAGGUUCUAAAGCUACCGUACAAAAAGGGUCAGGACACGCGGGCAUUCUCCAUGUACUUCUUUCUUCCCGAUGCCAGGGAUGGCUUGCAGGCGCUCGUCGAGAAAUUCGGCUCGAUUUCUGGGUUCAUAGAGCACCACACGCCACGUAAAAGAGUGAAAAUGGGGGAUUUUCGCCUCCCCAAGUUUAAAAUAAGCUUCGACUUUGAGGCUUCGGAGUUUUUUAAAAGUCAAGGAUUGGUUCUCCCUUUUCACGGUGGUUUGACCGAGAUGGUUUACUCUGACCCGGAUAAUCCACUCGAAAUCUCGCUCUUUAUUCAUAAGGCAUACGUAGAGGUGGACGAAAAGGGCACGGAGGCUGCGGCAGUUUCUUAUGUCGGCAUGGUUGGAAGUUCGAUGUACAGCAGGCCCGUGGACGUGUUUGACUUUGUAGCUGACCAUCCUUUCCUCUUUGUAAUAAGGGAGGAGACCAGUGGUGUUGUGCUCUUUGUUGGCCAAGUUGUGAAUCCUUUGCUGCCUUUUGUGUGCAUUUGUGCAGGAAUAAUUUCAAAUCGAAUAAAACUUACAUCUCCACCAAUUAGUUUGAGAAACUAA
Molecule: messenger RNA, 4094 nt
Organism: Striga asiatica
Lineage: Eukaryota; Viridiplantae; Streptophyta; Magnoliopsida; Lamiales; Orobanchaceae
Source: the annotation of a GenBank genome assembly